AUGAACUCUGUCUUUUCUGAAGAGGGUAAGAAGUUGAUUCAAGGUUAUAGCUCUGGUAGUGUAUAUGGUAGAAAUUCCAGCUUUUUAAAUGGUUGUGGAAAUGAAAGUAAUAUAGAGGGUUUGGUAGUACAUGAUGUACCAGUACAUAUACGAUGGAAUAUGGGGUCAACAUGUUCUAGUACAGCCCCAUCUACUCCAAAUUCAAGAGAACCAGAAAAAUUCCAAAUAGGUAAUAUAAGUGAAUAUAAUAGAUAUGAUAUACCAAAAGUACCUAGUACUUUGGUAGAUUUCAGAAUUUUUACAAAAAAUAAAGGGAAUUUUACUUCUAAUAACAUGGGAUCAAUGUAUCACUCUCGUAUAUUAAUAGAAAUAACAAAAUCCGAUGAUUUCAGUUUCUUAUUAUGUUGUGAGCUAGAUGAAGGUAUUAGAUUUUCGAAUAUUAAAUUAGAUCAACGAUUAUUAGUGGAUUUUUAUGAAUUCCCAAAUAUGUUGGUUGAUCUAUUAAAUCGCUCAAAACUUUGUAUAGAUGAUGGUAAGUAUAUCGUGGGCAAUUUUAGAAGAAGCAAUAGCGGGAUUCGAAGUUUAAAUAACAGCGAUACAAAUAAGUAUACUGUGGAUCGUUUGGAUAAUUUUAAUAUGAGUAUUCCACUAAUGGUUAUACUUAAUGUGGAGAGUAUGGAUAGUGCUUGUUUUGGAGUAUCCAAAAGUUUUUCGUCUAUUGAUUCCUGUUCAGUCAAUUUUGUAGAAUCAAACCAUUACAAGGAGAUAAUUCAUUUAACUUUACCAUUCGAAUCAGCAAGUGAAACUCUUUAUAGAGAUUAUUUAUUGCGUCAUUUGUGCUAUUUUCGUGAGAUUUGUCAAAGUCAACAGUCUACAAUAAAGUCAUAUGAAUCUGAAAUUCACCUGCUGCAUCAUAAUGCUUCUAUUCUAAAAGAGAGACUUGAAGAGAGUAAAAAAUUAUCUAGGAAACGUGAAGAUGAAUUAUCUAGUAGAUUUAAUAUAGAGAUGAAUUCCUUAGCUGAACAUUAUCAGAGUGAUCUAACUCAAAUUAGAAAUUCUUAUGAAAAUGAUAGAAGACAACAAUUAAUGCAAUGGAAUACAGAAAGACUACAGAAUGAGUCUAGAAUUCGUGAAUUAGAAGAACAAUUUAAAGAAUUAGAAAAUAUGUGUAAACUUUUACGUCAUUCAAAACUUGAGUUGGAAGAAUAUAUUGAAAAAGGAAGAUUAGAAAAUGAAGAGUUAAAAAUGAAGAUAAAAGAUUCUUCAGAAUAUCAAAAGAAAAUAUUAAGUGAAAAACAGGGAACUGAGAGAGAAUUAGAAUUAUUAAGGUGUGAAUACAAUAGUACAUCUGAUAAUUAUAAGAAAUUAAUUCAAGAAAAGGAAGAAAAUAAAAAUGAAUUAGGUGAGGUAGAAAAGGCUUUAGAAGAAGCUUGUAAGGAAAUAGAAAAAGGAAACCAUAUAAUCACAAGUCUUCAGACAUCUUUAACUAGUAUUGAUAACAAAUAUAAACAACAGACAGUUCAAUAUACUAAUUUAAAGAGGAUCUAUCAAGAUACUGAAUCAAGGCUUAAAGCUUUAGAGGAUAAUUUUAACGAAAGUGGACAAGCUUUGGAAAAUGCUCAACAUCAUCAAGAACAAUUGCUACAGGAAAAUGAGAGAUUGAGGAAGGUAUUAAAUGAAGCAGAGAAACAAAUUGAAAUUAAUCAAAAUGUCAUAAAUACUUUGAAAAAACAAAUUUCAUCUAAUGAGCUUGGAGAUCUUAUACCACGUAGUCUGGUACCACCUAAUAAGAGAUUUCAAAGAAGUUAUACAGGCUAUAGAAGAUAUCAACCUGAUAUUCAUGAUAAUUUUAAUGAUUAUCUUAGUAAAACACAACCUAGACGUUCAUUUUCUUGGUCACUAGGUACACAAAUUAGAAAUGAUGGAUAUUUGAAUGAUCAAGGUAUACAGGAAUCUCAUUAUAAACCCCAAGUAAAUUAUAAAUAUUCUAAUUCUAGGGUUUUAAAUUCAAAUAAGCAUACAGGUGUAAUUACUGGUAGUGAUACAAGAAUUUUUGCAACAAAGAUGUAUAAUGUCAGAGAUUCGGUUGUGUCCCGGGAAGUAGAUAGUUCUACAUUUAAUACAACGGCAAAUCCAGAUUUUACUUCAGAUUCAGCUUCAUAUAUUACAACUCCCAUUGGUAGAUCUCAAAUAUCUCCCACAAGUUUUUCUCCUAUACCAGAAGAUCGUGAUAUGCAUGAAAUUGCAAGUUUAAUUACACCAAGACUUAAACAACCUAGUAUAAGACAUCAAAAUCCAUAA
This is a messenger RNA of Cryptosporidium muris RN66, 2301 nucleotides long. RefSeq lists its product as uncharacterized. Bases 1 to 2301 code for a protein of 766 amino acids. NCBI's taxonomy places the organism in Eukaryota, Apicomplexa, Conoidasida, Eucoccidiorida, Cryptosporidiidae. The transcript has a single exon. Gene Ontology annotation, biological process: centriole replication. The record is from RefSeq and is a predicted model, not a curated record. Gene Ontology annotation, cellular component: centriole.